UGCAUGAAAAGAUCGCGAAAGGAUGAUUUAAGACUCUUCCAAGGCCAGUCUUCUCCUAAGAUUGCUAAGAGAACUUUCAGCUUUAACAUCGCACCAUUAAAAGCACACCUCACCUAUUAGCCACUCUAUCUUUAUCUCUAUCUACAAGCCUUCUUGUCUUCGGACAGAAUGCCCAGGUGCCUUUCGAAGCUCUUUCGGCUAACGCGCAGGCAUACGAAGCCUUCUGUAAAUGCGUCUCAGGAAUACCACAAUGACCAGGGCGAUAGCGAUUCGCUUCCUCCCCCAUACCCCAGGUCGCAUACAGAGGCAAUCACCUCCGGAAUCGAAACGCUUUGCAGCCCGUUGAAGAGUAAUAUCGAUGUCGUCUUCCUCCUUGAUCCGGCCGCCGAACCUGCCACGACAUGGAGAGCCGAAGGCACUCUCGACCCCUGGCCCAAGACUCUCCUCCCAUGCCUAUUUCCCACCGCUCGCAUCCUCGCAUUUACUUAUGAGAAGUAUACGCUUGACUGGAAGAAGGAAGACUUGCAGGACUUUAUUCGAAACCGCGCAAGGAAUUUUCUGUCUUUACUCUCAAUAUAUCGAGAGAAGGAUAGCACGACUGAACGACCCAUCACAUUUAUCUGCCAUGGUUUAGGCGGGCUGGUUUGCACCGAUGCCUUAUUGAUCUCGAGCACGCACUUGGAGCCGGCCUUCUGCAAUAUUUCCCUUUCCGCCCACGGCGUCGUUUUUCUUGGCACGCCAUUCACAAAAAGUGGCCUUGCUGCCUGGCUUCAGUCCGUUUCCGGUUCCGCUGGUCUCGACAAACAGGGGUGCUUCCAUAACGUGGAUUUUAUCGGACAGGGUACCGAUCAGAUGCAUGAUCAGAUUAUAGCUGAUUUGGGUCGCGUGAUAGAAAAACGCGACGAAAGACUGUUACCGCCAAUAGAUGUGACUUGUUUCUUCAACAAGGGGUCGUCUCUGGAAUUGAAUUCUUUCAUGGGGGAAGACUCUGCCACUUUGCCGCGUUUUCCUUCUGUUGGAAUUCACGCUAAUUACGAGGACAUGACCAAAAUCGUUGAUGCGGGCGACCCUCUGUUCCAGGCAAUUUGUGACAAGCUAUGCCAGUGGGUUCUGGAUGUAUACCCAAACGCAAGACACCCGAGAAACCCGUCUUCUGCAGUAAAUCCCGGUGCCUGCCAGAAUGGCAACGGUAAUCGCCAGUAUAACCAUUUAGGUCCAGGCACACAGAAAAAUGUGGAGGGUCAUUGUUUCGAAACAUGUGGAGAUCAAAAUUUCUUGGUGGUGUGACGACCCGGACACAGAUGGUAGAACUGAAUUGACAAUGGGAGCACACAUGGCCGAAUCGGGAUGAUAACAGAAGAGUCUUUACACUUCUCACGCCUUCAAGGCAAGCCUCAGAGCGAGAGAUACCCUGCAAAAAAUUGAAGGGGGUAGAAACUAUCGGAACAGCGCUGGAAAUAAUAAUAGGUCUGGAUAUGAACUGCAAGAGAUAGGUAUUGCGAUGUCACGGAUAUGAAGUCUGCUUCGGAAAGCCGAAUAUACUACCGUGUUUUCAUGCUUUACGCUUUCGCGUAGCUAUACUCAUUUGAGCUCCUAAUGCGGACACGUCCGGCUCGACUAAAUAGGCGUGCCGACGAAAAUGGAGAUUCCAAGAUCAGUAUAUGCCUUACGGUAGAAACUUCGGCAUACUGCUACCUGUAAGAGUUACAAGAUCUAUGAAAAUCAGAACACUCCGUUGGGCCAAUAAGUCGAGCCCACGUUUAUUGUGGCUGCAUAUUCACAGCGAUCUCAAGCAUAGAGACUACGAUUUCCUCUGGUCUUAUAAUUGGAGGAGAUGCCUAGAACCGUCAUUUCAUGUCCCCGGGGCGCCACGUAUGUGGAAUCCUCAACCUCUUCUCGUCACCCUGACGCGCGACGGCCCUACAUACGUUGAACUUCAAUAGGAUAGCAGUUCUGCCGUUGCCACGAAUCACGGCGGCCGUGAGAUCCAUGAUUCAUGCUGAAAUCUCUUAUUACGACGAGCGUGACGUUGUAGCGAGGACGGAGGAGAUAGGUGGGAAUAACAUCGGGUGUUGCCCUUAAGGGUCUAUCCGCCUUGUUAUCUGUUUGCUUAUUUGCUCGUUUUCCAUAUAUAUAAUCUCUCUUCCCUGGUGGUCUUCUUCUUCUUGUUCUUCCCUUCCUAC
This is a messenger RNA of Penicillium subrubescens, 2183 nucleotides long. RefSeq lists its product as uncharacterized. NCBI's taxonomy places the organism in Eukaryota, Fungi, Ascomycota, Eurotiomycetes, Eurotiales, Aspergillaceae. The transcript has 6 exons. Bases 169 to 1287 code for a protein of 372 amino acids. The record is from RefSeq and is a predicted model, not a curated record.